Messenger RNA from Aspergillus neoniger CBS 115656, 3571 nucleotides. RefSeq names its product involucrin repeat protein. Bases 246 to 3161 code for a protein of 971 amino acids. The record is from RefSeq and is a predicted model, not a curated record. The transcript has a single exon. Lineage: Eukaryota; Fungi; Ascomycota; Eurotiomycetes; Eurotiales; Aspergillaceae.
CUCCUUUGUGCGCUAUAUUUUCCUUGUCCACUCGUCAGCAAAUAGUGUUUGUCUUUGUCGCAUAAACUGAUUGUUUUUAUUAUUAUCUAUCCAUCUACCUCCCAAUCAUUUUAGUCCUGAAAUCUCUCUGGCGGUAUUCCGACUGCCGCGGAGAAUGGCGACUGUUUGUUGAUCCGCCAGAUCAAUUGACCAUUGCGACCUCCUGCUUGCUUCUUCAGUCCGUCUUUCACGCUGAAAUCGCUAUCAUGAGUACGUUUGACAUACAUUCUCCCCGGUCGUCUUAUGGCGAACCGACGCAGUAUAACACCGCCUCCUACUAUGGCGAACCAUCGCAGCCGCCGCCAACCACCGUGCUGAUGAAUGGCUACCACAAUGCCCUGAACUCGCAACCCGUGGAGAAAUCACCUUACAAUUAUCCGAAGCCCACCAACCCACAAAACUCAACAUUGCGCAAUGCCCACGACCCCGUCGCCAUGUACCUAUUGACCGAGACCGCCAUGACCGACAGCACACACUACGAGAUCUUGUCCUUGGAGGAAGUGGAGGGCUUGAAGAAGGAGCACAAAUUCUUGUCUAGCAGGUUGAACGCUGCCAGGGGGAAUCUGGCCCUGGAAAUGAAGCUCCGCGAUGCGGCCAUGUCGCUUAGCAAACUUUACACCACCAAGAGCUCCCGUGCGAGCGGGGAAUAUGAUCUGGACUCGUCCCCCGAUUCUCGUCGGAGCUUCCUGGGGCCCAACGGCUCCUCCCCGGAUAAGACAGAAGAAGAGCUCGCGCAGAGCACUCGGAAAUGCGAAGAGCUGGCCAAGGAGGUCUGGAAUCUGGAGCAGAGAGUACAGCAAAUCAACAACAGGUUGCUGGAGCAUACAGCUGGGAUCUUGCAGAUGACACAUAAGGGCCUGAAGAAAAACCUGCAAGGCAAUAUAGCCGAUACGCCCGAGACCCUCGCUAGCCCUAAUAUGCAUGGUAGCAUGCACGACUUCGACGAGCGCAGCCUUUACAAACCGAUCGAGGAGAUGGGUGAAGCCUAUGGAUCCGAGGCGCGGAAUGGACGUGGCUUGGGCAGCGCCGGGUUAGAGGCGAUCCAAGACACAGAACGAAAAUUGGAGUAUCUAAGUGGACGGCUACGGAACAUGAUCCUCCAGUCGAACCCAGACAGCGGUCUGGCGCCAAUUCCGCAACCCUCCCCAGGUCAAGACCCAAACUAUCCUACAGCAACGUGCGAAGCACACCUCGCAUACAUCGAAGAAGGGUUAGACAUGCUUGGCUCGAGCGCUUCCGGUGGUCCGUCCCAGACCAGGGGUGUCGACUACGAUCACGAGCAUUUGGAAGAGAUUAACGCGCGAUUGUACAGCGUUGUUCAACAGUCUGGAAUACCGCAUGCUCAAACGUUGCCUCCUCCACCAGACUCAUCUCAAAGCGACGCGGCAGAACACCUCGCCUAUCUCAGUGCGGGAAUUAGUGGGCUUGAAGGACGGAUCGACAAACUGCUUGAACAAAAGAGCAUCCUCACGACACAAAUCCAACAACAGAGGGAACUCAACUCCAAAUCGGACGCGGAGAGAGACGCGCACAUUGCUGAACUAGUCGAACAACUGGCCCAUGUACGCAAAGACCUUGAACUAUCAGAAAGCGAAGGUCAACAGUCGAGGGCUGAGCUAGAGCAGGCCUUGGAACAGCUCAAGGUUCUGCAGCAGGAGCUAGAAGGCCAUAAGGAAGAGCACAAGAUGGAGAAUGUCUCUGGUGCUAUGGCAUCCGAAAAAGAGGCUCGCGCGCACGCUGAAGAGGAAGUCGAACGCCUACAAAGUAUCAUUCAGGACCUCGAGCGCCAAAAGGAAUCGCACGCUGAGGCUCAUGACGCGCGAGCCCGAGCAGAGGACGAACUUGCUCGACUUGAAGCUCAUGUUGAAGAACUCCGGUCUCAGCACACUACUCGCACGGAAGAGCUCACUGCAGCGCACUCCCAGGCCCAGGCCGAAAUCACACGCCUGCAAGGCGUGCUUGACCAGAGUCAAGGUGAAAUCGAUGCCAAAAUUGCAGCCGCUGAGGCGGUCCGUCUCGAACACCUCCAAUCUCAAGCUGAUACCCAUGCCGAAGAGCUUGCUUCAGCCCGCGCACAGGCAGACGGUGAGAUUGCAAAGUUGAAAGAGACCAUCAGUCAACUGCAGAGUGAGGUAGCUUCGAAGGCGGAGGCCGCUCAAGCGCACGAACACACGACACAGCAGAUCUUGCAACUCGAGGAGACCAUGCAACAGAUUCGUAAUGAAUCAGAUGCCCAAUUCAAGGAGGCUACGGAAGCCCGGACACAGGCAGAGACCGAGGUCGCCCGCCUGGAAACUAUAUUGGGUCAACUUCGCGCCGAAGUGGAGCCCCAGCUCAAGGAAGCGGUUGAAGCACGCACGCAGGCGGAAGGUGAGGUCUCACGCCAGGAAACUUUAUUAUACCAGCUUCGAGCGGAUGUGGAGGUGCUCGAGUCGCAGUUUAAACAAGCUACCGAGGCACGCACCACCGCCGAAGCGAACGCCACGCGCUUGCAGGCGGAGUUGACCGAGAUGGAAGGCGAGGUUGUACGCACUCAAACCGAGCUGACAAUGGCGAAGGCCGAGCUUGACGGUGCCUAUGGAUCUCGAGCCCAGCGUGCGGCCGACAUCACGGCCAACCCUGCCAUCCAAAGAGAAUUUGAUGCGCUGAACACCCGAAACCUGGAACUGGCCGAGGAGUUGGCAGCGCUUAAGGCCGGAAAGCCUGGCAGCAGCGACCUGCAGAACCGGGUCGAUGCACUCCAGAAGGAACUGCGCGAGACAGUUGACGAUUAUGAAGCAAUGACGAAGGCUAGUAUCGAGUUCGAGAAAGAACGCGAGAGAUUCGAGAGCGUUAUUGACGCUCUACGGGAUCGUUGCGAGCAGCUCGAGACUCAGCUUAAUGAGGAACGGAUCAGCUGGAUGGGUAGUGGACGCGAUGGCCACUAUGAGAGCACAUCGACGAUGGUGCUGAAGAAUGAGUUCAAGAAGAUGAUGCGGGACACGCGUAUUGAGAACAUGAAAAUCCUGAAAUUGGAACAAGAAGAACGUCGCCGGCUGGAAGCAAUGAUCAGGAAUCUGAAGAAGGAACAAGCCAUUAUGAAUGGCAAGCCUGCCAUCGGCCCGAGUAUACCGACUCAAUGAUCGUCCCUGCCAGAGCCUGCUAUAGCUAUGUGAUGCCAUCCAGGGAGCUCACAACCCACAGGAAGAAAGCUUUUUAGCACGCCAGAUGCAGCCCCUACAACGCCCGUCAGCCAUAUGAGAACGCCGAGGGCACCCUGGCCCGAAUAACCUGAAGCAUUGAUUUCUCGCCGUGAGGCUGAAGACGCAUGUGCUCUCCGGCUGAGUCACCGGUUUGUGUGCACAGGGCACCGGACUUCUAGAUACUGCAUAAGUUGUGGCAGGGCAGGUGGCCAAAUUCAAAAUUCAAGGCUGUAAAUAUAAUAGACAGGUGCUGCAUGAUCAGAUAACAAGCAGUGUGGGGAGGUUGUGUACAUAUGUACCUAUACAGACAUGAUUUUCUUAAUUUCAACGAGACAUUUUCUAUGUGGAUG